AUGAAAUUCUCAACUGCCGUUACUACGUUGAUCAGUUCUAGUGCCAUCGUGUCUGCACUACCACACGUUGACGUACACCAAGAAGAUUCUCACGAGCACAAAAGAGCUGUUGCGUACAAGUACGUUUACGAAACCGUUGUUGUCGACUCUGAUGGCCACACCGUGGUCCCUACCGUUGCUGAAGCCACUUCUGGCACUGCAGUCGCCACCGCCGCCGUCGUUACCACAACUUCUGUUCUGGCUCCAACCACCUCCGCUUCCGUUGCUGUUUCUUCUGUUGCUCUAGCUAAGAACGAAAAGAUCUCUACAGCGGCCGCCUCCGCCACUGUCUUGACACCUCAAGGGGCAUCAUCCUCCUCCGUUUCUUCUGCUCCAGAAACCACCUCCGUUUCUUCUUCAUCCACUGAAGAAGCCACCCAAACAUCAAGUGACGCUUCCACUUCCUCUGCGACCCCAUCCAGUACUUCCGUCACUUCCUCUUCUGCCACAAAAUCCAGCGCCUCCUCUUCAUCUUCCGCUUCCCAGUCUACUUCCACUUCUUCUUCCUCUUCUUCCAGUGGUAGUAUAUACGGUGAUUUGGCCGACUUCUCAGGUCCAAGCGAGAAAUUCCAAGACGGUACCAUUUCCUGCGACAAAUUCCCAUCCGGCCAAGGUGUAAUUCCUAUUGAUUGGAUCGGCGAGGGUGGAUGGUCCGGUGUGGAAAAUACCGACACCUCUACUGGCGGUUCGUGCAAGGAGGGCUCUUACUGUUCCUACUCCUGCCAACCUGGUAUGUCCAAGACCCAAUGGCCAUCCGAGCAACCAUCCGACGGUAGAUCCGUCGGUGGUUUGUUGUGUAAGAACGGUUACUUGUACCGUUCAAACACUGACGCCGACCACUUGUGUGAAUGGGGUGUCGAGGCCGCUUACGUCGUUUCCAAGUUGAGCAAAGGUGUUGCCAUUUGCAGAACCGACUAUCCAGGUACCGAAAACAUGGUUAUCCCAACUUUUGUAGAAGGCGGUAGCUCUUUGCCAUUGACCGUCGUCGACCAAGAUUCUUACUUUACUUGGGAAGGUAAGAAGACGUCUGCCCAAUACUACGUUAACAACGCCGGGGUCUCUGUGGAAGAUGGUUGUAUCUGGGGUACUUCAGGGUCGGGUAUCGGUAACUGGGCCCCAUUAAAUUUUGGUGCUGGUUCCACCGAUGGUGUCGCCUACUUAUCUUUGAUUCCUAACCCAAACAACAGUGAUGCAUUGAACUACAACGUCAAGAUAGUUGCUGCCGAUGAUUCAUCCAAUGUCAUUGGAGAAUGUGUUUACGAAAAUGGUAAGUUCUCUGGCGGCGCUGAUGGCUGUACUGUUUCUGUUACCUCUGGUAAAGCUCACUUCGUCCUAUACAAUUGA
Saccharomyces kudriavzevii IFO 1802 is the source of this 1383-nucleotide messenger RNA. RefSeq names its product putative glucosidase SIM1 (gene SIM1). The coding region runs from base 1 to 1383 and encodes 460 amino acids. The record is from RefSeq and is a predicted model, not a curated record. Gene Ontology annotation, biological process: fungal-type cell wall organization. Lineage: Eukaryota; Fungi; Ascomycota; Saccharomycetes; Saccharomycetales; Saccharomycetaceae. The transcript has a single exon. Gene Ontology annotation, cellular component: cell surface; fungal-type cell wall.